AGGAGAGUAUCAAGAAGGCUCUGCACAUUAUGACCACAGAGACAGGUGCCACAGCUGUCCCCAUCCUCCUGGAAGACUCUGGUUCCACCAUCAUGGAGAAAGUUGAGAGAAUUACUGGUGAAAUUCCUCUAAAGAAGUUAACUGUUGAUCAUCUUCGUGGGAUGAGUAAGGCUGUCAAGAGGCUGGUGGAGGCUGGCCUGGUGCUGGGUGUCCAGCAAGACCACGAUGUCCUCCGCUACUCCAGAAUAACUUUACAAGAUGGUCAACUGCAUCUCCACGCUCUCCAGCAUCAACCACCACCCACCCACGCCCACACUGUUCAGGUGAGGGAGGUGAUGAAGAUGAUGGCGUCAUCCUCGUGUGUGGUAUUUCUUGAUCUGGCCUGGCCUGACCUGGCCUGGCCUGGCUCUACCAGGCCUGGCUCUACCAGAGGAAGACUCCACAUCCAGCUGAAUACUGACACCAUGAUGGCCAGACAGUUUGUGUUGUUGUGUACUGGACAACAUCAGUCAGGCUUCUCCUUCCUCAACACUAAACUGUUGGAGGUGACGAACAAGGGUGAGCCAGGAGAGUGUGUGAGAGGUGGAGACUACCAGUAUAAUAAUGGUAGUGGAGGAGCACCAUUGCUAUCUCACCAGCGUAAUCACCAGUACCAGAAGUCAGGCAGUGCUGGUGCUGUGUGGUCAUGGGAUCAUCCGUGGAGUGGCAACAGUGCACAGUUUGUCAUCAGCACCAGGGACUGCAUUGAUGGUCGCCCGUGGUUCCGUGUCUUUGGUGAGGUAGUGAGUGGUCUGGAUGUGGUGAGAGCAGCAGUUAACCACAGUAACAUCACAAAAGUGACUGUGGUGGACUGUGGUGUUGUCUUGACUCUCUAGUUCACUCUACCAUCACUACUGUCACCAUCACUGUUGUGUAACACUAUCACUGCUCUGUUUCACCAUCACUGCUGUGUGUCAUCACUGCUGUUUCACCAUCAGUACUGUGUCACCAUUACUGUUGUGUAUCACCUUUACUGAGUUACCACUGUUGUCUCACCAUCACUACAGUGGUGUCACCAUCGCUACAGUGGUGUCACCAUCACUACAGUGGUGUGUCAUCACUAGAGUGGUGUCACCAUCACUACAGUGGUGUGUCACCAUCACUACAAUGGUGUCACCACUAUUACAGUACUAUGUCACCAACACUACAGCAGUGUGGCACCAUCACUAUAGUGGUGUCACCACCAUUACAGUACUAUGUCACCAUCACUACAGUGGUGUCACCACCAUUACAGUGCUAUGUCACCAACACUACAGCAGUGUGGCACCAUUACUGUAAUGGUGACACACCCAUCCUGUGGAUGGUAGUCUAAAAAGAUUAUAGAGGUACAUAACAGGUCCAGGAACUAGACCUCAACAUUUUAUUAACUAAGCAAGAUACAUAAUCAAGACAAUGAAACACAUUGUUACAAUCACACUGGUCGUAGGAACAGACAAAACAACUCUGUUGAUUAAUUGUUCCUAAGGUUGUGAGUUAUCAACAGUAGGUUAUCAACAGUAAGUUAUCAACAGUAAGUUAUCAACAGUAAGUUAUCAACAGUAAGUUAUAAACAGUAAGUUAUCAACAGUAAGUUAUCUACAGAAAGUUAUCUGCAGUAAGUUAUCAACAGUAAGUUAUCAACAGUAGGUUAUCAACAGUAAGUUAUCAACAGUAAGUUAUCAACAGUAAGUUAUCAACAGUAAGUUAUCUAUAGAAAGUUAUCUGCAGUAAGUUAUCAACAGUAAGUUAUCAACAGUAAGUUAUCAACAGUAAGUUAUCUGCAGUAAGUUAUCAACAGUAAGUUAUCAACAGUAAGUUAUCUACAGAAAGUUAUCUGCACUAAGUUAUCAACAGUAAGUUAUCAACAGUAAGUUAUCAACAGUAAUUUAUCUACAGUAAGUUAUCAACAGUAAGUUAUAAACAGUAAGUUAUCUACAGAAAGUUAUCUGCAGUAAGUUAUCAACAGUAAGUUAUCAACAGUAGGUUAUCAACAGUAAGUUAUCAACAGUAAGUUAUCAACAGUAAGUUAUCUGCAGUAAGUUAUCAACAGUAAGUCAUCAACAGUAAGUUAUCAACAGUAAGUUAUCUGCAGUAAGUUAUCAACAGUAAGUUAUCAACACUAAGUUAUCAACAGUAAGUUAUUAACAGUAAGUUAUCAACAGUAAGUUAUCAACAGUAAGUUAUCAACAGUAAGUUAUCAACAGUAAGUUAUCUACAGUAAGUUAUCAACAGUAAGUUAUUAACAGUAAGUUAUCAACAGUAAGUUAUCUACAGUAAGUUAUCAACAGUAAGUUAUCUACAGUAAGUUAUCAACAGUAAGUUAUCAACAGUAAGUUAUCUACAGUAAGUUAUUAACAGUAAGUUAUCUACAGUAAGUUAUCAACAGUAAGUUAUCUACAGUAAGUUAUCUACAGUAAGUUAUCAACAGUAAGUUAUCUACAGUAAGUUAUCAACAGUAAGUUAUCUACAGUAAGUUAUUAACAGUAAGUUAUCUACAGUAAUCUCUUCAAGGGGGGCUCCUUGGCGUGGUGAAGAGGCUCUUGGUCUGAGGAAUUAGACCUGUCGGUCUCCUUCCUCAGACCGAACCUAAUUACCCCCCAAUCCCCCCUUCCCUAUCCCAUCCUCCCCAUCCUUCCCUUUUUCCUUUCAUCCUCCUCCUCCCCACCCCUCCUUUUGCCCUUCCUUUUCGGCUUUUGUGAUUUUUUCCCACAGGCGCGCUAGUUCCUAGGUGGGGGAAAGGGUACCGGGGUCCAUCCCAUUCCGUUGAGGUUCUUAGCGGUGGCAUAGUUUGCCGUGGAACCUGGACGCCUGGGGAUGUCCCGAUCCCUCUCCUGUAUCCCGGAGGGUGGCUUUGGGUGUCUUUCGGGCGUUGGGUGUAUCUCUGGAAGCCACCUUUCAGAUUCUGGGGGUGGUGGCCGAAGGAGGUAUGCUUUGUGGCGGAUAUCUGGCCGCCCUCUCUUUUGUCCACCGAGGUAGCUCGGCAGAUGUAAGGUUGCUAUCCUGGAUUGCUGGUUUACAGGCAUGAUGGGUAGGGUAUGGCAUGGGUUCCAUGCUGCAUCUGCACUACUUGUGGUGCUGAGGUCCUCUUGGGCCUGGAGGGAGAUUUCUGGCCCUUUCAUUCCUCCUAGGAACUAUUCUUCCUAGGAACUAUUCCUCCUCACUCCCCCCUUUUGUUUCUUUUUUUAUUUUUAUUUUCUUUUCUUCUUCCUUUUUUUUUCUUAAAAACAAAAAGAAAGAAGUAACCUAACCAUGGAGUACCCGAUCCAUGACCCCUUUACCACUGGGCCCCUUAUUGUUACCGCACCCCGUUCUGACCUCGCCUCAUCUUUUGGCCACUCUUCGGACAUUCCUAAGGUCCCUGUACCUCUUGCUGGUGCUGUUUCGUCACCUGCUUCAGGUGCCGGGGUUUCGACUGACUCCUUCGAUUUGUCUGACCUCUGCUCUCCUUUGACUAUGCUUCCGGCUUCUCCCUCUACGGUUCGGCGAUUUUCGAAUCGCCAGCCAGUCCCACAUUGGACCGACUCUGGUCCCACUUCUAAAUGCCAAUGACAAUCUCUUGAUGAUGUUACUUCGUUACCUUCCCAUUCUACUCGGAAAAGACCAACACGUCAUGCACUCCCUCUCCACACUCAGUUUCGGACCACACAAUGGACUAAAUUCUUUACAUUAAGACCGACUUCUUCUACUGCCUAUCUUUCCGACCAUAGUAUUGGCAAAGCGCUCCUAUGCCUCGUUGGUAGAGAUAUUUCCUUUCAUGCUCUUAAGAGUGGUAUGCACAUCAUCACAGUCCAGAAUUCUACCCAAGCUCAUUAUCUUUCUCUUCUUUCAUAUAUCCAUACUAUUCCUAUCAUUAUCGAAAAACAUCAUUCCCUCAAUUCUUGUAGUGGUACUGUUAUUCUGCACCAUACCAUAGUCCAACAGAAUUUCAAGACAUGUGGCACUGACAUUCUCGAGCAGCUGGAACUCCAAGAUCUCCCAAUUCUCCAGGUAGACACUUAUGUUCUUCCUGCCCGCGGGCGAAGACUUGCAAUGUGGCUCGUUUAACUUUUGACAACCGCGAACUCCCAUCCUCUGUUUAUGUAGCAGGACAUCGGCUACAAGUUUGGAAGAUGAUCCCUACACCACAACAGUGUAGGAAUUGCUGGCGAUUUGGCCACCCAGCAAAAUAUUGCAGACCUAUAGCCGAAUGCCCAGUCUGUGGUGCCGAUGACCAUUCUUAUACGUCUUGCAGUCGAGCUCCCUCUUGCCUUAAUUGUCAUGAGGCUCAUCCUUCGUACUCUCGCCGUUGCCAGGUCUACUUAAUGAGCGGGAAAUUCGUUGCCUCAAAGAUUCAGAAGGUCUCCACCUCCAAGGGAGACUGCCCCGUGUUUCUUAUUCUCAUGUUUCAAAGCAUCCCCCCACUUCUGGGGUCACAUCUUCUGCAGCCUCCUCUGUGGGUGCCAGUCCCAUAGUCACUCCUGUAUCUAAUUCUUUUGCUGUCCUGGGCUCAGACGUCCCUACUUCAACUCCUCAGUCUGUUCUCCCUCACAAACCAUGGUAUCGACAAGACCUCGUACAACACCUCCCAAUCGUCCCUCUACUUCUGAGAGGUCAAAAAAAUCUCCUUUAACCCCUCCUUCCCUUCAUCCACCUCCACAUUUUACCUUCCGGGUCUCUGUACCUGGGUCUUCCCCAUUCACUGGCUCUGUUACAAGUGUGGAGGUUCAUCCUCCUCCUCAUACUGUGCCUUCCUCCCCUGUCCACUCCCAAGUUUCUUCCUCUUCUGCCACCUCCCAGGUUUCUGCCUCUUCUGUCCCCUCCCACACUUCUCCAGUUCCCUCCACCCUUUCGCCCCCCCCUACCUUGGUACAGUCCAUUACAGCUUUGAUCUUUACUCAAACUCCUCCUUCUUCCAUUUCCAAUAUUGUCUCCCAUACGACAUCUCUGAACUCCGAAACACUUGAAGCAAUCUCUGAAUAUAUUGCAGAGACCAAACCAUCAAUGGACACUGAUCCACCCUCUGUUCCUUCUCUUUCCUCUUCUCCAUCUGCACAACUCCUUUCUUCACAACGCACUGUUCCUUCGCUACUUGAACGUUUUCCUUUGCCACCGCAUGUGGACUUUUCUAACCCCUCUAGUCUGUAGCUAUCUUUAUCGUUGCCAAUCAUGGCCUAUUUACAGUGGAAUAUUCGCAGCCUCAGGGGUAAUCGGGGUGAGCCUCAGAUGUUGCUCUCCCAGUUUUCCCCUGAUGGUGUUUGCUUACAGGAACCAAAAUUACACUCUGUCGUUAUCUCUCCCAUCUCAGGCUAUAAUUUAUUGUAUUCUUCAGAUCCUUUUCCUGAUGGGACCUUUAAUGAAAGUUCCCUUCUUCUACACACUGAUAUUCUGUACCAUCAGCUAUUUGUUCGUACAUCGCUGUAUUACACAGCAGCCCAUAUCUACCUGCAUAGUUGGUAUACACUGUUCUUUGUAUCUCUCUCCUUCUCGGGCAUUACCUAUCCCGGAUAUUGCCUUUCUUGUUUCCUCAUUACAGCCACCGCUUCUGUUACUUGGCGAUUUAAUGCCCAUCAUUUCCUCUGGGGGGUCUCACUGUGAUUCCUGUGGCAUUCAGUUAGAGGCUUUUCUUGCUACCCACCCCCACCAUGUUUUAAAUACAGGUACUAACACCCAUUUUGAUCCUCGGACUCGUACUCUCUCUUGCAUCGAUCUCUCAGUCUGCUCUUCCUCCGCCGCAUUAGACUUCACCUGGUCUGUUCUCCCGGAUUUACAUGACAGCGAUCAUUUCCCAAUCAUUCUUAAUUCCCCUUCAUAUUCACCACCUCUUCGUAACCCACACUGGCAAUUUGAUCAGGCAAAUUGGAACCUUUACUCUCAAAUAAGUGUUUUUAGUGAGGUCCCUUCUUCGUCCUCCAUUGAUGAGCUUUUACACCUCUUCUCGUCUUCCGUUUUAACCGAAGCUUCUCAUUUUAUACCCCAAACUUUGGGCAGGCAUUCUCAGAAAUGCAUGCCUUGGUGGUCUCCUGCUUGUUCUCACGCAGUACAUUUGAAACGCGCUGCGUGGGGAAGGUACUGGUAAAAUAGAACCAUGGAGAGACUUCUUGAUUUUAAGCAGAAGUGUGCAAUCGCUCACCGUGUCAUCCGUGAUGCUAAACGCACUUGCUGGCGAGAUUAUGUCUCCACCAUCACCUCUGCUUCCUCUAUGAGUGCAGUCUGGAAAAAAGUACGAAAACUGAGUGGUAAAUAUUCUCCUGACCUGGCUCCUGUUCUGCGGGUUGCCGGUGUUGAUAUAGCAAACCCACUAGAUGUUGCCAAUGAAAUUGGCAAUCAUCUGGUCCAUAUUUCUCAGGGGCUCCAUAUAUGCCCCUCGUUUCUUUCCUCAAAGUCUGCCAGAGAGUUAGCACCCUUGGAUUUUUCUUCUCUCAGAGAAGAACAGUAUAAUGUGCCUUUUACACUUCAGGAACUGGAGGCAACACUCUCAGCUUGCCGAUCAUCGGCAGCUGGGCCCGACGACAUUCAUAUUCGUAUGCUACAACAUUUACAUCAGUCAGCCCUUGCAGUCCUAUUACGCCUUUUCAAUCUUAUUUGGUCACAAGGAGUUCUUCCACAGCUGUGGAAAUCUGCCAUUGUUCUCCCUUUCCGCAAACCGGGUACUACGGAACACGAAGCCUCCCACUAUCGUCCCAUUGUUCUUACCAGUGCAGUUUGCAAAGUGAUGGAAUGCCUGGUAAAUAGACGUUUAGUGUGGUAUUUAGAGACACACAACAGUCUGUCCACUCGUCAAUAUGGCUUUCGUAAGGGCCGUUCUACCAUAGACCCCUUACUAUGCUUGGAUACGUAUGUUCAUAAUGCCUUUGCAAAUAACCACUAAGUUAUUGCCAUAUUUUUUGACCUUGAGAAGCCAUAUGACACAACUUGGAGGUAUAAUAUUUUGGCUCAAGCCCACUCCUUAGGCCUUCGAGGCAAUCUACCAUCCUUCCUUAAGAAUUUUUAACUGACAGACAUUUCCGUGUUCGGGUUAAUAAUGUGUUCUCCCCGGACUUUAUCCAAGCUGAAGGUGUGUCCCAGGGAUGUGUUCUGAGCACAACACUUUUACUCCUUGCUAUAAAUGAUUUGGCCUCUAGUCUUCCAUCCAAUAUUUGGUCAUCACUCUGUGUUGAUGACUUCGCUAUUGCCUGUGCAGGCGCUGACUGUCACCUCAUUACAGUUUCUCUCCAGCAUGCGGUCGACCGUGUUUCCAAUUGGGCCAACACUCAUGGGUUUAAAUUUUCCAGUACCAAAACUCACCAAAUUACUUUCACUAGACGCUCUGUCAUCUCCGAUCAUCCUUUAUAUCUCUAUGGCACCCAUAUCGCUGAAUGUGAUACAGUCAGGUUUCUAGGCCUCCUCUUUGGCCAUAGGUUAUCCUAGAAACCUCACACUACCUCUCUGAAGACAACUUGUCACAACCGGCUGAACCUUCUUAAAACCCUUGUUCAUCUUUCAUGGGGAGCUGAUCAUCGAACUCUCCUUCGCCUACAUUCCACCCUCAUUUUAUCGAAACUUGAUUAUGGUGACCAGAUCUAUUCAGCUGCCUCUCCUGCUACUCUAUCUAGCCUCAACCCCAUUCAUCACCAAGGAUUACGUUUAUGCCUAGGUGCUUUUCGCUCUUCCCCUGUUAAGAGCCUCUAUGAAGAAGUGAACGUUCCAUCCUUAUCCGAUCGCCGUGAUGCCCAUUGCCUUCGCUACUAUGUACACUGUCAUGAUCUCCGCAAUCCUUCCAUUUAUAGAAUAGUCACCGAUAUUAGUAGACAUUCUUUAUUUGUUCGCCGCCGCUGUUUGCUCCGUCCCUUCUCUCUUCGCCUACAUUCGCUCUUGUCUUCUCUUCAAUUUCCACCUUUCUAUGUUCAAGUAGCAUCUCACUUUUCCCUACCCCCCUGGGAAGUUCCAACUGUUCAAGUCUGUUCUUUCUCACUCCCUUGCUCGAAAGCCCAACUGUCUAUGGUAGCUUCCCGCUCUCUUUUCCUUGAUCACUUCCACUCUCAUUCUCAUGCCAUUGCAGUGUACACAGAUGGCUCUAAGUCUUCUGACGGCGUCGGAUUUCCAGCAUUGUUUCCGGACAGCGUCGUACGAGGGCAUUUACUAUCUUCGGCUAGUAUCUUUACUGCUGAAUUGUAUGCCAUUCUUCCAGCACUUAUCCGUAUUGCAUCUAUGCCUGUGCCAUCAUUUGUGGUUGUCUCAGACUCCCUUAGUGCUUUACAGGCUAUACUGAAAUUUGAUACACCUAACUCCUUAGUCCUCUGUAUCCAACUUUGCCUACGCUGCAUCUCUACCAAGCAUAAACAUAUUGUUUUUUGUUGGGUCCCUGGUCAUGUUGACGUACAGGGCAAUGAACAGGCAGACACUGCUGCGCGGUCAGCAGUACAUGACCUACCAGUUUCAUAUAGAGGUAUUCCAUUUACGGACUAUUUUGCUGCAAUAGCUACCCACCUUCACAUCCGUUGGCAACGACGUUGGUCUACUAUGCUCGGUAACAAACUUCAAUCUAUUAAACCGAGUAUAGGAUACUGGCCGUCUUAUCACCAGUGUCGAGGUUGGGAGACUACUCUCUCACGUCUUCCCAUUGGCCAAACUCGUCUUACUCAUGGAUAUCUCAUGGAGAGGCGCCCUGCUCCUCUCUGUGAGAAUUGCCAGGCCCCAUUAUCAGUCAGCCACAUUCUGUUAGACUGCCCACUUUAUCAACGAGCACGCAGAAUAUACUUCCAACGUCGUCUUCGCUCCGCUGCUCUCUCUUUACCUUCCCUUCUUGCUGAUGGACCCACCUUUCAUCCAGACUUUCUCGUUGACUUUUUGACAACAACUGACUUCACAAACUCUGAUACCUUCAGCCCUUUCUACCUCAAUCUCUUGCUACCCUCUACCCCCGCAGUAUCCCCUGCCCCGCUGUUUUCUGUAACCUACUGAUCGCCCCUCCCCCCUUCUGCCGCUCAAUACCCUCGCUUCCUUCCCUACCCUGCAACGCUGUAUAGCCCUUGUGGCUUAGUUCUUCUUUUUGAUUAUAAUAUAAUAAUAAUAUCUACAGUACGCUAUCAACAGUAAGUUAUGAACAGUAAGUUAUCUACAGUAAGUUAUCAACAGUAAGUCAUCAACAGUAAGUUAUCAACAGUAAGUCAUCAACAGUAAGUUAUCAACAGUAAGUUAUCAACAGUAAGUUAUCUACAGUAAGUUAUCAACAGUAAGUCAUCAACAGUAAGUUAUCAACAGUAAGUUAUCAACAGUAAGUUAUCUACAGUAAGUUAUCAACAGUAAGUCAUCAACAGUAAGUUAUCUACAGUAAGUUAUCAACAGUAAGUCAUCAACAGUAAGUUAUCAACAGUAAGUUAUCUACAGUAAGUUAUCAACAGUAAGUCAUCAACAGUAAGUUAUCAACAGUAAGUCAUCAACAGUAAGUUAUCAACAGUAAGUUAUCUACAGGAAGUUAUCAACAGUAAGUCAUCAACAGUAAGUUAUCAACAGUAAGUCAUCAACAGUAAGUUAUCAACAGUAAGUUAUCUACAGUAAGUUAUCAACAGUAAGUCAUCAACAGUAAGUUAUCAACAGUAAGUUAUCUACAGUAAGUCAUCAACAGUAAGUUAUCUACAGUAAGUCAUCUACAGUAAGUCAUCAACAGUAAGUCAUCAACAGUAAGUUAUCAACAGUAAGUUAUCAACAGUAAGUUAUCUACAGUAAGUUAUCAACAGUAAAUCAUCAACAGUAAGUUAUCAACAGUAAGUUAUCAACAGUAAGUCAUCAACAGUAAGUUAUCAACAGUAAGUUAUCAACAGUAAGUUAUCUACAGUAAGUUAUCAACAGUAAGUCAUCAACAGUAAGUUAUCAACAGUAAGUUAUCUACAGUAAGUCAUCAACAGUAAGUUAUCAACAGUAAGUUAUCUACAGUAAGUUAUCAACAGUAAGUUAUCUACAGUAAGUCAUCAACAGUAAGUUAUCAACAGUAAGUUAUCUACAGUAAGCAAAAUCAAGAUAUUUUUUCCAAAAAUUUCUGGCAGUUUAAUUAUGAAUGAUAUUUUCAUCAAUUUCUUAAAUAUUCGUCAGUAAAUUCUCUCUGAAUUUGUUUGUAUUCAAAUACAGCUGUAGUUUAUGUGAGUAACUGUUGGCAAAGUUUAUGUUAAUAGAUCUACACAACCAUACUGAACAUUCUACAAUGUUUAUGUUAAUAGAUCUACACAACCAUACUGAACAUUCUACAAUGUUUAUGUUAAUAGAUCUACACAACCAUACUGAACAUUCUACAAUGUUUAUGUUAAUAGAUCUACACAACCAUACUGAACAUUCUACAAUGUUUAUGUUAAUAGAUCUACACAACCAUACUGAACAUUCUACAAUGUUUAUGUUAAUAUAUCUACACAACCAUACUGUACAUUCUACAAUGUUUAUGUUAAUAGAUCUACACAACCAUACUGUACAUUCUACAAUGUUUAUGUUAAUAGAUCUACACAACCAUACUGAACAUUCUACAAUGUUUAUGUUAAUAGAUCUACACAACCAUACUGAACAUUCUACAAUGUUUAUGUUAAUAGAUCUACAGAAACAUACUGUACGAAUUGAGACACUUAUGCAACACAUGGGAAUCUUUAUUGAAGAAACGUUUCUCCACACAGUGGCUUCAUCAGUCCAAUACAAAGUAGAAAUGGGUAA
This is a messenger RNA of Cherax quadricarinatus, 10668 nucleotides long. NCBI's taxonomy places the organism in Eukaryota, Metazoa, Arthropoda, Malacostraca, Decapoda, Parastacidae. The record is from RefSeq and is a predicted model, not a curated record.